UAGCCUGGCCUAAAGUCGCAACAGCUGAUUGUCAAAUAGGAAACUAACAAUGUCUGCCGUGUGCGGAGACGGAAGAGAUUCAGCGAUGGAGUGUGGAGAAAAAUCAUCUGCUCGGUGCACAAGUGGUGGUGCUGAAGACUCUCUGGACAGACUCCUCCCCACUGUCAACACUAGCCUGUCACCUCGGAAACGAACCACCAGUCAAUGCAAAUCAGAGCCUCCUCUGCUCCGGACCAGUAAGAGAACCAUCUACACAGCCGGACGGCCACCAUGGUACAAUGAGCACGGGACGCAGUCCAAAGAAGCGUUUGUCAUUGGACUUUGCGGAGGCAGUGCCUCAGGGAAAACAACAGUCGCUCGUAAAAUUAUUGAGGCUUUGGAUGUCCCUUGGGUGGUUCUUCUGUCAAUGGAUUCCUUCUAUAAGGUUCUGACGUCUGAACAGCAGCUGCAGGCCGCUAGUAACGAUUACAACUUUGACCAUCCAGACGCCUUUGAUUUCGUCCUGCUGGUUCACACGCUCCGCAAACUCAAGCAGGGCAAGAGCGUCAAGAUCCCAGUGUACGACUUCACCACACACGGACGCCAGAAAGAAUGGAAAACAGUGUAUGGUGCAAGUGUUAUCAUCUUCGAGGGCAUCAUGUCAUUUGCGGAUAAAGAGCUGCUGAAGCUGCUGGACAUGAAGAUCUUUGUGGACACUGAUUCUGACAUCCGGCUGGUACGGAGGCUCAGGAGGGACAUCACAGAGCGUGGACGGGACAUCGAGGGAGUCAUCAAACAGUAUAACAAAUUUGUCAAGCCGGCUUUUGAACAGUACAUUGAGCCAACCAUGAGACUGGCAGAUAUUGUGGUGCCAAGGGGGGGUGGAAACAUGGUGGCCAUUGACCUGAUAGUGCAGCAUGUACACAGUCAGCUGGAGGAGAGAAAGCUCCGCUGGGAUAUGGCGGCGCUGGCAUCUGCUCAUCAGGCACAGCCGCUACCACAGACUCUGAGUGUUCUGGAAAGCACACCGCAGGUCCGCGGCAUGCACACCAUCAUCAGAAAUAAAGACACCAAUCGAGACGAGUUCAUCUUCUACUCCAAGAGGUUAAUGCGGCUCCUCAUCGAGAGAGCGCUGUCCUUCCUUCCAUCUCAGGUCCACAUUGUUCAGACCCCACAAGGAGAGGAUUAUGAGGGCAGAAUCUUUCAUGGAAAGAGGAUUACGGGCGUGUCGAUUCUAAGGGCGGGAGAAACCAUGGAGCCUGCGCUUAGAGCCGUGUGCAAAGACGUCCGCAUUGGCAAAAUCCUCAUCCAGACCAAUCAGGACACAGGAGAGCCUGAGUUACACUACUUGCGUCUACCCAAAGACAUCAGCGAGGAUCAUGUGAUUCUGAUGGACUGCACUGUGUCCACUGGAGCGGCAGCCAUGAUGGCCAUCAGAGUUUUACUAGAUCAUGAUGUUCAGGAGGAAAAGAUCCUGUUGGUGUCUCUGCUGAUGGCCGAGAUGGGUGUUCAUUCAGUGGCCUACGCUUUCCCUCAGGUCAAAAUCAUCACCACCGCCGUCGACAAGAAGGUCAAUGACCUCUUCCACAUCAUCCCCGGCAUAGGAAAUUUUGGCGACCGUUACUUUGGCACGGACGCUCCUACAGACUGGAGCGAUGAUGACAUGGACGAGCCGAGCUGCUGAGAGACUAACAUUUGUACAUUUUAUCCAAAAACAAUAUUUUUAUACAUUUUUUGCACUUCCCAAAUGGAAAAAAAGAGUGUUUUUAUUUGUGACCUUUUUAUUUAUGAACGCUUAUUUAAUGCUAUAUUUAACAUGUACAACUGAAGCACAUGCAGUUGCAUCAUUGCCUUACGUGUUUUUUGCUACGGUUGUAGUACUUUAGCCAUAUGAACACAACAUGCUUGUUGCUUUCAUUAUUUUCUCUACUCAGUUUCAUGCAGCAGAGCUUUUCAGAGGGUAAAAUAAGCCUCAAAGUGCUGCUGUGCUACACUUAGACCGUGAAAAUUCUUUGAAGGACCACUUCGUCGGAAAAAACACGUGGGCGUUGCUUUUGUUUUAAUCUUUUGCUUUCUCGCUUUACCUGCAGACGAAUGCUGACCAAACCACAGACUGCUCACAAAUACACUUUCACAACACAGUACCACCACUCUAUGCAAUGACUGCGCUAUAAAACCCUCAAAUAUUGAGCUUUUCUUCAUUGAUUAAUAAAUCAAACAUAUAAGCUUGAGUCAACAGCUUUCUGUCAAACGCGGAAAUGAUCACAACUCCAUUUAAAAGAAAAGCACAUUCUGUAAGAUUGACCGACCUGCUUUUGUUGAAGCCACAAAGACAGUUAUAUUUUUAUCUGGCCAUUGAGUUCAUAGCUGGCUUUACCAUAUAUGGCUCUGUCAUCUCAAUGUUCAUACAAAACGUCACUAGAUCAAAACUAGCCCACAGGAAGCGCUGGUGUUUGGCCUGAAGUUCAGCCCCCCGAAACCUCUUAGUGUAUUGUCAGUGUCUCGGUUUUAUUAUUUUUACCCCGCUGAGCACUCUGACUGAUUAAUUCAUCGCUGUGAAACUUGAUGUGUAUGUGUUGUUUGUUUGAAUGACGCUGAUUUGAAAUGUGUGUAUAUUUGUAAACUAUGAAAAUGGCAUGUUUUUUUAAUGCUCGGCAAGGCCUAUUGAAUGUAUCCACUGUGAUGUUUUGUUGAACAACGGGAAUAAAAAUCAUACGUUUAUGGAUGUUUA
This is a messenger RNA of Danio rerio (zebrafish), 2710 nucleotides long. The record is from RefSeq and is a predicted model, not a curated record. NCBI's taxonomy places the organism in Eukaryota, Metazoa, Chordata, Actinopteri, Cypriniformes, Danionidae.